AUGGGCAAGACUUGGAUGACAAAGUCUAGGGGUACAAGGGAAUAUAGAGAUGGGUAUAGAUUGUUUGUUGACUUCGCAGUUAGUAACUAUAGAAUUCCCAAUGGAAAUAUACACUGCCCUUGUAAGUCGUGUCGAAAUAACCAGUGCCACCCACCCGAUUUUGUACUUGCCCACUUGACAGGGGGUAAGAGAAUAAUGACUACAUACACUACAUGGUUUUGGCACGGUGAGAAGCAUGUUCGGGGUCCUGUUGCAGGUUCUUACUCGAAUCGCUCGGCCGCAGAUGCAGCUAGUGGAAGCACAGAACAGGGUGGCGACAUGCACUCAAUGUUGCAUGAUGCAUUCGGCAUGCACGAAGUUAGAGAAGGCAAUUGUGAGCUUGAGGUCGUGGUUCAAGGAGGUGAAGAAAUUGGGUGGAAUGAAGAAUCAGCUGAAGGGAACGCUCAGAAGUACUAUGACAAGCUUAAAAAGCCGGAGAAGCCACUUCAUGGGGGUACUAAACAUAGCAAGCUAAGUGCUAUUGUACAUUUGUACAACUUGAAGUGCGUUGGCGGAAUUAGCAACAAGAUUUUCUCGGAUUUGCUUGAGUUCAUCAUCCAGUUGCUGCCUGCAUGUGAUGAUACUUUGCCAACUAAUACAUAUCAGGCGAAAAAGUUUCUUAGUGACAUGGGGCUUGGUUAUGAGAAGAUUCCUGCAUGUCGUAAUAAUUGUAUGUUAUUCUGGAAGGACAAUCAAGAAUUAGAAUCAUGCAUCGUCUGUGGAGAAUCUAAGUGGAAUGAUGAAAUUCAUUCGGACAAGGAUGGUCAACCCAUAUCAUCGAGAAAGAAACAUCCGGUGAAAGUAUUGCGGUGGUUUCCACUCAUCCCCCAGCUACAGAGGCUUUUUAUGUCGGAACAUACAGCACCCAACAUGAGAUGGCAUGUAGAAGGUCGCACUAAAGAUGGCGUGCUGAGGCAUCCGGCUGACGGUGAAACAUGGAAAUCAUUCGAUCUCUUACAUCCAGAAUUUUAG
This is a messenger RNA of Alnus glutinosa, 1011 nucleotides long. RefSeq lists its product as uncharacterized. The transcript has a single exon. Bases 1 to 1011 code for a protein of 336 amino acids. The record is from RefSeq and is a predicted model, not a curated record. NCBI's taxonomy places the organism in Eukaryota, Viridiplantae, Streptophyta, Magnoliopsida, Fagales, Betulaceae.